AUGCCUCAAGUAUUGGAAUCCAAUGAUAUAGAAAAGAAUGAUUUAAAACUCAAUAAAGAAAAUUCUAUAAAUCAAGCAGAAACAAAUGAUCUAACGCUUGUUAAUGAAGAAUCUGAACAUGAAGACAUAUCUAAUAGAAAUGAGGUUGUAGAUAAUGAUCAAAUACAUACAGAAUUGUCCAAAAUUCAAUUUAGCGUGGUCUUCCUCGGUCUAUGCUGUGCCAUGUUCAUGGCUGCUUUAGAUCAAACUAUUGUCACGACUGCUUUGCCAAAGAUAGUGAUAGAUCUCGCAUCUGUUGAUAAAAUUGUGUGGGUUGGAACUGCUUACUUGCUCACUGCGACUUCCUUCCAACCAGCUUAUGGGAAACUUGCUGAUAUUUUUGGUCGAAAAAUCACUUUUUUAGCAGCAAUGCUUAUUUUUGAAUUGGGCAGCAUUUUAUGUGGAGUAUCUUUCAGUAUGAAUAUGCUAAUAAUUUCUCGAUCAGUGGCUGGCCUUGGUGGUGGUGGUAUUUUUGGAACUGCAUUAAUUAUACUUACUGACAUUGUUUCAGUUAAAGACCGUGGUAAAUAUCAAGGAAUUAUUGGUGCUGUAUUCAUUAUUGCAUCUAUCAUAAGCCCAAUAAUUGGUGGAUUAUUCACUGAUAAUGAUAAUUUGGGUUGGAGAACAAUUGAUUCUUUCUACGAAAAGCUUAAACGCAUUGAUUGGUUGGGUUCACUACUGAUUACAUGUUCAAUGAUGGCAUUUCUAUUACCUCUUAGUUGGGGUGGAGUUACAUAUGCUUGGAAUUCUCCUAUUAUUAUUUCUUUAUUGGUUGUUGGUGUGAUACUAUUAGCUUUAUUUAUCUACGUGGAAGGCUUUGUUGUAACUGAACCUCUCGCUCCCGGUCAUUUAUUUAAGGAUCGUAGUAUAGUUGCUUGUUUUGCUGUUAAUUAUUGCCUUGGUAUGAUAUUCUUUUCGGUGAUAUAUUUUCUACCUAUAUACUUUGAAAUUGUUAACGAAGAUUCAGCUACUAUGUCUGGUGUAAAACUUCUUCCUUACAUUGUGGGUGCUGUCAUCACAGUUUUAUUAUCUGGAUUCAUAAUUUCUCAUACAAAGAUAAUUUCGUAUAAAGUAAUUUGUAUAAUUGGUGGUAUAUUAAUCACUAUUGGUACUGGAUUGAUAACUUUAUUUGAUGUAGAUUCAACUCUUGAUCAAGUAAUUGGUUAUUUAUUAAUUAGCGGAUUGGGUGUUGGUGCAGUCGUACAGACUGUAUUUUUAGCGGGUCAAGCAUCCGUAAAAUAUGAAGAUGUCGCGGCUGUUACGUCUUUGAUAACGUUUUUCAGAACUAUUGGUGCUGUAUUCGGGUUAGGAAUUGUAGCUGCUGUAUUUGCAACCGGUUUUGCAGAUAAAAUACAACUUGCUGUUGCUGUUCCAGAUUUACUUAAGAAUUAUCAUCUUCUUCCGGAGAUUUUUAAAUUGCCGACGAAGCGCCAGCUUGUAUCGUCUUUAAGUGUUUCAUUUAGGACAGGAAUUGCAUUUGGAUUGUUGCUAGUGGUAUCGGCUGUGUUUAUCAGGGAUGAAAAUAAUUCAAAACCGAAAGAGGCCAUAAAUAAGUUAUCGUCAUCUAUAACAGCUGUUUUUGUCAGAGAUAAGAAAAAAGCAAAGACAGAAGAGCAUUUAGUUGUAUAA
Messenger RNA from Cetraspora pellucida, 1668 nucleotides. NCBI's taxonomy places the organism in Eukaryota, Fungi, Glomeromycota, Glomeromycetes, Diversisporales, Gigasporaceae. The record is from the annotation of a GenBank genome assembly.